AUAAGCGAGCUGCGAAUCGAUUGAGAAAGAUAGCCAGUGCCCCAAGUCCAGACUCGUAUUCCUAUUCUUUUCUUUUCUUCCGAGUUUGGUUCUAUCUCUGAUGAUUCUUGAUCGUUCUUCGCCUUUACCCUUGAAGCGCAGAAGAUUCACCAACGUUGAUCCAAUGGAGGCUGAGCAAGCUGAGGCCAAGCUUUCUGCUGUAAAAGAAAAGCUGGGUCGAGAGAUACGUGUGUUUGAAACGUCUCCUCCUUCUUCUUCUUCACCAAAACAAGAGUCCAGAGCUGAGGAGCCUGACGAUUUCUAUGAUUUCACUCCCGAGGAUUAUUAUCGAAUCAUGGCUUCUUCCAAAAAGGAAGAUAAGUUCUUAAAGACACGAAAACUCAGGGAGGCAGAAGAGGCAUCGCGCAAGUCAAAGAUAACAAAGGCUGUAAUAAGGGUAAGAUUUCCUGAUAACCACACAUUAGAGGCAACAUUUCACCCAUCAGAAACUUUCCAGAGCUUGGUUGAUCUUCUUUCGAAAGUGAUUGCUAAGCCACAGUUGCCAUUCUAUUUAUAUACUACCCCUCCUAAAAGGCAGAUAAAGGACUUGUCACAGGAUUUUUACUCUGCUGGCUUUAUUCCCGGGGCAAUCGUGUAUUUUGCAUAUGAUAUACCAAAAGGGGAAGAUGCUGCAGCUGCCAACUCAGAUCCUUUCCUUCACGAAGAGUUUAUGUCUUUGAAAGGCUUGGAGCUCAUUACCGAGCAGGCAGAGCCAGAAAAACCCGUUCAGUCGGCAUCUGAACCUGUGAUCCCGAUCCCAGCACCUGUUGUUCAAGAGAGCAGGCCUGCAGAGAGACAAUCAGGCAAGCCAAAGUGGCUGAGGUUGUGAUAUGUCCAACUCCAAAAGCAGACUUCUUUUGUAUGCCUCUCCUCUUCAUCUGCCAACAGAUUAUCUGACAAGACAAAGUUUGAGGCAGAUGAACAACAUCUCUUAACAAGCAUUAAAUUAUGUGAAAAUCUGCAAGAGUUCUGAGGAGUUGACUUGUGAGGACACUUUAAUGCUUUGUUGUAGUUGUCAAUAGUUAUAUGAAUAGUUUUGCAUUUCUGGUCUCAGCAAGAAUUGGAAUUUGCUUAUUUCACUUGUGUCAUUCUGUAUUUUUAGACUAUGUUUCUACUACUAUUCUUGGCAAAAUGGUAAGUUGCUCAUUCUCACCAA
Molecule: messenger RNA, 1195 nt
Organism: Humulus lupulus (European hop)
Lineage: Eukaryota; Viridiplantae; Streptophyta; Magnoliopsida; Rosales; Cannabaceae
Product: plant UBX domain-containing protein 1
Exons: 7
Coding region: 101-868 (255 amino acids)
Biological process (GO): protein-containing complex disassembly
Molecular function (GO): ATPase binding
Source: RefSeq, a predicted model, not a curated record